UAAUCUAAAUCUGUAAAUCAACAUUCAUUCCUUCCUUAUACCCCACUUAUACCUACCGACGAUUUUUUGGCUGUUAUACUGUCAGUACCGUCGUCGUCGUCGCCGUCGGCCAUCUUCGAUGCGAUUGGCCAGACUCUGACACAAACGGAAGCUGAUAAUUCUCCCUUUUGGAGUAUCGUUUGUUCCUUGACAGCUGUCUAUGACGAACCCCAGACCGCCCUCAUUACGCUCGACCCCAAGUGCAAAGGCCGUCAGUACAUUGAGCACAGGACACAAUUUACCUUCCAUUUCGACUGUUACUACUGUUCCUCCCUGGGCUAAAGAUGAACCUCCAUCUCCAAAGGAAGAAACUUCUACCUCUGAACCUCAGCUGCUGCCUCAUUCAACAUUUUCCAACGACGUAGCCUCCGUUCUUUCCUCAGAAUAUGGAAAACAUAGCCGAGAGGGAUCAAGCAGUCUUAGUCGAUGGUUUGCAUUCACCAUGCCUCGACAGGCAGGUAGACCAUUUCAAAACCAGAAUGGCGAUGAUACACCAGCUCGAGAACUUCACAGAAAGGCGUCAACAUUCAAAGACAAACGCAGGUCAUGGCUGGCAAAUUCGAGUAUACGGGAACCGCCCCCUUCAUUUUCCAAACACACGAUCGAGAAGAAUGCUUCAGAUCCGGAACGAAACAGGGAAGCUCAACCAAAGCGGAGAGAUUGGAACUUGUCGAUAUCGAUGCCCACGCCUCGUGCUACGUUCACCGUAAAUCAGACUAAUUCACCAGGAUGGGAGACUCCUUGGACAUCUCGUGUUGGCGCACAAGGACCUUUUCGGUCUCGAUCCAGGCAUGAAGAGGGCCCUGGGUAUGAGGACGAAGAAAAUCUCGAAAGUCACUCUGGUUUGAGUGGAUCGAACGACGAUUCGAGAUGGGAGAGUAGAAGAAAACGAUUAAGAAUAUUCUUGCUGAGCAAUCCCUAUGUGCCAUUGCUCUUUCGUUUAGUCAACAUUUCAUUCACUACCGGAACGCUUGCUGUAGCUAUUCAUAUACGAAAUUGGGAAAAACGAUAUGGACUCAUGGGUAUCGUCGGUAGCUCACCAACGUUGAUAAUCAUAUUUGCUCCCCUCACUCUCGUGCAUGUCAUUGGUGCGAUUUACCUCGAAUACUUUGGUCGGCCCCUUGGCUUGUGGCGUACGUCCGCAAAGCUCGCGCACACGUUAUCCGAAGUCCUCUUUAUCUGCGCUUGGUCUGCUGCACUCUCCCUCUGUUUUGACAAUUUCUUCACUUCUCUCAUUCCCUGUGCCUCGCAUUCUACUAUCUCGUGGUACAACAGCCUUCCUCGACCCAUCUACAACCUACCUACCGUAGAAGGUAGCGUCGGAGAUGUGCUGUGCGACAGCCAGUUGGCGUUGAUAUGCUUGGUGUUUGUAAGCUUGGUGAUGUAUUGCACAAACUUGGUCAUUAGUCUGUACCGAAUCUUUGAGAAGGUAAAAUACCUUCCCGGUACAACUCUUGGAUUCAGGAAUAGAUAGAAGACUCGACUCCUCCGUACAUCAUUCUUCUUCCGAUUUUCCGCGCUACCCUCACUUUUUACAUGCGAUACAUCCUGCCAUGAUCAUCCUUUCCCCUUAUUGGGUAUUUGCAUUCUUUUCGCUAUCUAUCUGCAUUUUCUUUGUUUCACGCUUCAUCACUUUCUUCUCUUCAACAUGCAAAUUUGCAGUUGAUCAGGGUUCAGUUGUUUCAUUUUCCGUCUUCCUCUCGAUUCGCAACAAACAGUUCUAUACCAACGUAAUGGCAGUCACUCCUUCACACUGUAGUUGCUAUGUACCAUAAUGUAUCUUUUGUUACUCACUACGAUAGUUGGACGGACAAGGAUUCCUAUAUCUAAAAAGUUUAGAUCAUCAUGCCUGUUGAAUAAUUUAAAUAACGC
This is a messenger RNA of Lentinula edodes (shiitake mushroom), 1911 nucleotides long. RefSeq lists its product as uncharacterized. The coding region runs from base 200 to 1513 and encodes 437 amino acids. Gene Ontology annotation, biological process: positive regulation of catalytic activity. The transcript is spliced from 5 exons. NCBI's taxonomy places the organism in Eukaryota, Fungi, Basidiomycota, Agaricomycetes, Agaricales, Omphalotaceae. Gene Ontology annotation, cellular component: fungal-type vacuole; cell periphery. The record is from RefSeq and is a predicted model, not a curated record.